This is a messenger RNA of Myxozyma melibiosi, 684 nucleotides long. RefSeq lists its product as uncharacterized. The coding region runs from base 1 to 684 and encodes 227 amino acids. The record is from RefSeq and is a predicted model, not a curated record. Lineage: Eukaryota; Fungi; Ascomycota; Lipomycetes; Lipomycetales; Lipomycetaceae. The transcript has a single exon.
AUGAGUAGACGAACACCACUCGCGCGGUCUCGUUCCCUUCCAGAGCUCCGCAACAUCGCCACCUCCCCCCUCGCCGCCGCCGCCGCCGCCGCCAUCUGCACCGCGUCUGCCUUAGCUCCUUCAGGAGAGGGCAAGCGGCAGAGGAGACAUAGAUCGUGCCAUGCGCUGAUCUCGGCGCUGAAACUCGACGUGCUGUUUACUUGUAUUUAUUCUAGGACUAUACAGCUGUGCUUUGAGGUUCAGGAGUGGGCUAGGCGGAGGCGGAUGCGUGAGCGGGAGAGGGGUGCCGAGCAGACUGCGAGGACGCAGGUGCAGCUUAAAGUCCCGCCUCCGCCUCCGCCGCCUUCGGUGUCGACGAUACCACCGACGCCGACGCUGGUUCGUAACCGUCGCCAAUUUGACUCCGCAGACACCGAGGACGCUCCGCAGCAUCUACCAAAAAUCAGACUGCCUUCCUCCUCCUCUUCCUCCGCCGCUACACCUUCCACGCGCGGCCGCCGCAGCUAUACUCUCCCCGCCCUCCUCCGCCGCGUCUCGUCCUCCUUCGCAGGAUGUUCCUCCUUCCCCUCCUCUCUCUGUGGCGGUUCUCUCUCUCUACACCUAAAAUCCUCCUCCUCGGCAGGAAAUAAUAAUACCCCCCGCGCCGUCUCCGGCGUCUGUUUCUGCUGCGCAACGGGGUGUUGA